Molecule: messenger RNA, 2220 nt
Organism: Synchiropus splendidus (mandarinfish)
Lineage: Eukaryota; Metazoa; Chordata; Actinopteri; Syngnathiformes; Callionymidae
Product: oocyte zinc finger protein XlCOF20-like
Exons: 2
Coding region: 293-1561 (422 amino acids)
Biological process (GO): regulation of transcription by RNA polymerase II
Molecular function (GO): DNA-binding transcription factor activity, RNA polymerase II-specific; RNA polymerase II cis-regulatory region sequence-specific DNA binding
Source: RefSeq, a predicted model, not a curated record
AUGUCAUCAUUUCCUGGACCCUCAAGUUUCGAUCUCAGUUGUGAGAUUGUCAGAUUAGCGUAGGGCUUGGACGAUGAUGGCUGUGGUGCAAGACUAGUUCCAUCCAUCCAUCCACCCAUCCAUCCAUCCAUCCAUCCAUCCUAAUCCGUUGCCGGGUCACAGGGGCUUCAAAAGGCUGUGCUAAACUCUCCUGGGUAACAUCCAGCAGCUCCGGCCGGAGGAUCCCCAGACGCUCCCAGGCCAGUGAAGUGAUAUCAUCCCUCCACCUGCUCCUUAUCUCCAACAGCAGCUGAUGAUCGAAGGAGAAGAUACUUCAGAACAGCAGGAGUGCAGCUCCAGUAUGAGUCAAGAGGGACAAGAACAUCCUCUCAUUAAAGAAGAAAAAGACGAGAUCCAGACCUUCCUCAUUGAUGUGAAGAGUGAAUAUGAUGAGGCUGGAACCAGCAGCUUUGAUCAACAACUGAAAACAGAAGAGGAAGAAAUUGAGAGUCAAGUCAACAGAACCACAGCCUCCCCUCUGUCUCUUGUGAAGAGUGAGGAUGAUGAACUUGGAAUCAGCAGCUUGACACAACAAGUGAAAACAGAAGCUGAUGGAGACAAGUGUGGAGGACCAAACCCAGCCAGCGACUUGGACACAUCUCUUCAUGCUGACCAGCAGAGGUCGCUGUGCUCUGAAUCUGACACUGACGACAGUGAAGACUGGGGAGAAACCAGUAACAAUCAUUCUGCUUCAAACUCUGUUGAGGAUCCAAAUAUUUGUGGACAAAAAGGAGAAAAAAAGUCAUUUAAGUGCUCACAUUGUGGUAAAUGUUUCUCUGCUUCACUUAACCUGACUCGGCACAUGAGAAAACACAAGGGAGAAAAAACUACUAGGUUCUCUCUGUGUGAUAAAUCUUUUUCGACAACAACUACACUGGGCAGUCACAUGAAUAUUCACGCUGAAGAAAAACCUUAUUGCUGCACUCACUGUGGUAAAUGUUUCAGAUAUCCGUCCGAUCUGAAAUAUCACACAAGAAUUCACACUGGAGAAAAACCCUAUAGCUGCACUUGCUGUGGUAAAUGUUUUUCUCUGCAACGCCAUUUGACAUGCCACAUGAGAAUUCACACAGGAGAAAAACCUUAUGGCUGCACUAACUGUGGUAAAUGUUUCAGAACUUCAUCCGACCUGAAAAAACACAUGAGAAUUCACACAGGAGAAAAUCCUUUCAGCUGCACUCAGUGUGGUAAAUAUUUCCGUGGUACAACAGAGCUGAAAAGACACAUAAGAAUUCACACUGGAGAAAAACCAUACAGCUGCACACUGUGUGGCAAAUGUUUUUCUCAGAAAGGUGUGUUGAAUAUUCACAUGAGAGUUCACACUGGAGAAAGACCUUAUAUCUGCUCUGAGUGUGGUAGCUCUUUUAAAGACAGUGGGACUCUGAAGUCUCACAUGGCAGUUCACACUGGAGAAAAACCCUAUCUCUGCUCCCAUUGUGGGAAAUGUUUUACACGGAGAAAGAACUAUAUGGCCCACAUGAGGGUCUUUCAUCAAAUGUCACUGAAUGGAGAAGUGAAGUCUUAAGCCUUUGGAUGCCAGAGGUUGUCAUAUCACUAUUUUAAGUAGCUGUACCAUGACUGUCAGAAAUGAGGGUACACUAUUAAAGAGAAGUUGGUGUCACCCAAAGUCGGGUGUGUAUGUUAUGACGUCAGUCGGGGAUAUCCAAUUCAAUAGCUUUUUCAGAUGUGUAUCUUAUUCAUUGGUUAUUCUUUUCUUCAUCUCUCAUGCAACGACAGUGAUGAUGGUGAGGCCCCAUCACUGAACACCAGGAAUAAAAGACACAGGAGGCAGACAAUGAGAUCUGGACGACAGAUGACUUGUGACGUGUAGUCAGAAGCUUGCUUCAUAGACGUGCUAAUAUGCUGCAGAUGUGCUGUUUUAUAGCGCCCUCUGCUGGAGGAGUCACUGUAGCUUCAUGAUGAAUCAAUCAGCCUGUGUGCACGUGUCAGUCCAGCACAUUGAUUCAAAGCAGCAAAAUGAGUUUAGUCUUCCUGGUCAUAUUUCCAUCUGUCACAUGCUCCUAAAUACUAGUGAUGGGUACAUGAGGCAUCAUAAAGCGUUUCGACACAAUGACUCACUGUGCUGAUACUGUGUUGAUACUGUGUGACUGAAUACUGACACCUGCUGGCCAUUAAAAAUCCCUGCAGGCAACCGACUCCAGAGACUGAACUGACACUGAUUUG